CGCUGCAGUGAUUGCAGUUUCUUCCGAAAGUUUUAAAAACUUUUGGGCAUUUAUCGUGGGCAACUUUUAUUUGCAUUUGAAUGCUACUGUUUACUUUGCACUUGUGCUAGUUUGCUUAGCCACAUUUAUUGCAGAACGACGUUCUACCAGAGCUGUUCGUGCAUUAAGAGACUGCGCGGCACUGCGUGGAUAGAUUGCAAAAAAAGAAAUUUUGUGCAUUAGCUUAACUCCAUCCAAAGGUCAUUUUCCACAUGAAUUGUGAAGGGGAGCCGUCGGCCGGACUGGCGGCUGUGAUUCAGAAACUAGAGGAAUCCUUGCUCAACCCAGACAGCAGCACUGAGGAGAAAGCCCUCACAGUGCAAAGUGAUGAUGUGGAUUCCUUUUCCACACCAGUUCCUGCCCUCAUACGGCAGAUCAUCACCCGAAACCUGGCCGAUGGGCCUUCAGUUUCAGGUGCUGCUACUGCUGAGAACAGUGUACUGGAAGAGAACCGGCGUCUAAAGGAUCUGCUUUCACAGACCCGUAUUGACAGAGACCAGCUGCUCAGCAAGCAGGCCGUUUUAACCAGCAGGCUGGAGCAAAUGCUGACUCUGCAGUCAGGAGAGUCAGACCAGGAGAGUGUGUAUGGAGCAGAGCAGCAGAGACUGCGGGAGGAGAGCCGAGCGUACAGGCUCAAACUGCAGGCCUACCACGACAGCCAGCAGAAACAGGCCCAGCUGGUCCAUAAACUUCAGGCCAAGGUGCUUCAGUACAAAAAGAGAUCUGGAGAUCUGGAGCAGCAGGUGCUGGAGAAAACGUCCGAGUUGGAAAAGCUACGUCUCUCGCUGCAGUCUCACUUGGACUCCUCAGCUCAGAAGCUCCAGCGCUCAGAGCAGGAACACAACCUGGACACGCAGAGCAAACUUACCCUGCUGGAGGAGGAGCGGCAGAGGUGCUCCAGUCUAACCAAAGUGAACGCCCUGCUCCGAGAACAACUGGACCAGGCCAACGAAGCCAACCAGGCCCUUACAGAAAGCCUCCACAAGGCCCAAGAAGAGGCCAAGCAGAGAGAAAUGCAACUGAAAAGGGAACAGGAGGUGACCGCCUCCCGGUUGAGCCGUGAGCAGGCGCGUGGUCGAGCUCUCUGGCGCCAGGCUGCUUCACUGAGAAGCACCUUUACUCAGCUCAGGGCUUUUGCUGACAGGAGUCUUUCUGACAUGCGUGGGGAGUAUGCAUCAGUGAGCCGGAGGCUACAUGCGGCCUGCAUGAAUCUGGAGGCUGCUGUAAGCGAGCAGAAUGCCUCUACUGGCCUGGAGGUGUCAGCCCUGGAGAGACAGCUAAGAGAUAAACUGAGAGAAGCCAUGCAGCUCCAGGCCCACUUCAAUGUAGAGAAAAUGGAGUUCAACUCCAGGAUCCAGGGACUGGAGGACACAGUGAAGCAUCUACGAGUUCAAAACAGUGAGAAAGAGAGCAGCCUGGCAGCAUUGCAGAGCAGUCUGGACAGGGCGGAACUGAGUCGGGCUGAGGUCACAGCGGGGAGGGACACCUUACGCAGUGAGGUUGGCAGUCUACAGCAGAUCCUCUACAGCAUCCAACAGGCUGUAGGUGAGGAUGGGGACAGUAGCAGCUCAGACAGUCCAGGAGAAGAGAUUCUUUCCAUCUCCUCUGUCCAUCUCUCCUCUCCUCAGCGUGGUAGCACUCUGAAAGCUGUGCAAAGGGCUUUGUCCAAACGGCAGACACAAGCUCAGGAAUUACAGGAACGUCUGGAAGCUGCGCUGGAGCAGGCUGCCACUCUGCGUGAUCGGCUACAGGAUAGAGAGGCUGAGCGCAGGCAGCUGGAGCAGAGAAUCCAGCAGCUGGAGCAGGAGAACCAUCGUGCGGAGAGGGCUGGACAGGAGAGCAACAGAGAUGCCCAGAGAUAUCGCAACUCACUGGGCAUUAUCUCCAGUGAGAGGGAUGAUUUGGAGAAGCAGCUCUCUACCCUGCAGCACCAGUUAAACUGUGAUCAGGCAGAGUUGGAGCAUUUAAGGAGCUCUUCUGUAGAUAACCAGAGGCAGAGAGAGCUCCUCCGGCAGCAGAGGGAGGACCUGGAGAGGCAGCUGGCUCGAGAGCGCUCCGAAGCCGAGAGGGGUCAGCGGAGUAUUGAACAGCUGGAGGCCAAGCACUCGGAUGUGCGUAAAGAGCUGGUGACUGUAAAAGAAGCUCUGAGUCAGCUCACACUACAGAAAGAAGUACUGGAAGAUGAGAAAGGGAGCCUUGCACAGGCUCUGUCUAAGGCAGAGGCCCAGAAUGCCGAGCAGGAGUUGACGAUUACCAAACUGCAGAGCGAAGCAGCAGCACUUAGAGACUCCUUAGCCAAGAUGGGUGCCUUGAGUGAAGGCCUGGCCAAAGACAAGGUGGAGCUGAACCGUGUGCUGCUACAGGUGGAGACUGACAAGGCAGAGCUAAGUGAACGGAAAAGGGAGGUGGAGCUUGAGCGGACGGCAGCCAGGGAGGAGCUGGCACGCGUGCAGCAGGAGCUGCUGGACGUGACGGCCGAAAAGCGAGCUCUGGAGGCCACACACAUUCACCUCCAAGAGGCCCGAGGAAGUCUGGAUGCAGAGCUGAGCAUGCUGCAGAGGGAGAGGACCUCUAUACUGGAGCAGAUCGCCCAGGCCAGUAAGCAGAAGCAGGCAGCAUUGGAGCAGCUGAGUGUAUGUCGAAAAGAAGCUGAACUCCAGACUGCCUUGCUGCAGAGGACGGGCAGAGAGAGAGAGGAGCUGGCAAAGGACAAGGCCACGCUGACUGUCCAGCUCACCACAGAACAGCGAAAAGCCAAGGCGCUCACCCAAGAGCUGGCUGCUCUUCGAGCCGAGAGGGAGUCUCUGGAGUCAGCUCUGUUUGAUGGACAGGAGCUGAUCUCGUCUCUGGAGGCUGAUCAGUCUCGGUUAGAAGGAGAGAAAGGCAGUCUUCAGCAGGCUAAUGAGACUCUGACACGUGAGGUGUCUCGUGUCCAAAGUGAACUGGAGCAGCAGGUGUCCCAGGCUCUUCAGGAGAGACAGGCUCUGGAGCUGAAGCUAGCUCAGGCUGAGAGAAAUGCUCAGAGAAGCCUCGCCGCUGUUCAACACACUAAUCAGGAGCAACUGGAAGCUGAGCGCAAGGACAAGGAAUGUAUACGCCUGACCUUGACUGCACAGAAGGAGCAGGCUGAGGAGCAGCUGCGUGCGGAGUGUGAGGAACUACGUCUGCGCAAUCGCAGAGACUUGCAGCAGCUGCAGGAGCAGCUGGCCAAACUGCAGCAGCACUGCACAGACAGCCUGUUACAGGCCGAGUGCCACAAACAACAGGCACUGUCUGAGAAAGAGGCAGAAAAAGCAGCUCUGGCCGAACGUAUUCUCAUCCUGCAGCAGGACCUGGAAGCUGGCACGUUGGAGGUGGAGCGCAUGCACCGAGACUUCAUAAGCAAACAGGAACAGGAUAAGGACACAAUGGCAGGUCUGCAGAGCGAGCUGCAGCAGCUUCGAUCUCGUUUUGAGGAGUCUCUCAGUUCUCGAGAGAUCUCAGAGAAGAGACUGAAUGAGCAGAUCAGAGAAGUGUCUCUGCACAGGCAUGAGGCUCAGCAGGAGAUGGAGCGAUUGCGGAGGGAACUGGCUGAGGUGGAAGAAAGCCGAGAUGCUGGAAGGAGGGAGCUGAUUGAGGCUCAUCGGCAGCUCCGUGAGUGUGUUCAGGAGAGAGACGCCCAGCGUAGAGAGAGUCUGGAGCUGAAGAGAGCUCUGGGAGAUGAGAGCCGAGAGAGAGAGGCCAUCCACGCCUCCAAUCAGGAACUCCGGACUGCUGUCAAGAAAGCUGAGAGUGACAAUAACAGUCUGAAGAGAUCUCUGGAGGAGAGAGAGCAGAGAUUGUUGGUCCUAGAGGAGUGCAAGUCCUCCCUUCAGCAGGAGGCACUGAAACUGAGGUCCAGCCUGCGUGAUCUGGAGAAAUCGCACCUGCAUGCCCGCCGAGAAAUGCAAGAACUACGCCGAAAGGUAAAGACUCUAGAGGCAGAGUGUACCCAGCGGAGUCAGGAGCUGAGUGAAGUUCAGGCUCGUCUAUCUCAGGAGGAGCAGAAAGAGGAGGAGAGCAGGAGAGACAACUUUGCCCUCAAACAGAGAGUCUUGGAGAGUGAUGCAGGAAGAGAGGCAGCACUGAAGGAGAUAGCAGGCCUGCAGCGGCGUGUGUCUGAGCUGGAGGAGGCGCAGCGUGUCGAGCAGGAUGCCCAGCGUCAGCGUGAAAUCAGCAUUCAGCAGAGCCAGCAGUGCCAGCAGGAAAAGACUGCCCGUCUAGAGGCAGCUCUACAGGAGGAGCAGGUGCAGCUUAGAGAGCUGAAUGUGGAGUUGAGCCUAGAGCAGGGGCGAGUGCAGGGUCUGGAGGAGCAGCUGGCAAAGACUGAUGCUGCCCGCAUUGAUCUGGAGCGCAAGCUGAGCGGUCUGACAUCUGCCCUUAGACGCACUCUGGGCAUCGGGCGUGGGGCGAGCUCACCCACCCCGAGACUGAGAGGAAGGAACCCGUCACCAUGGAGAGCUAACUCUCCUUUUAAAGGAGGUGAUCAUGUAUCUAGCUCUUCUCCAACUCGAUCUGUUGGAGAGGAUGGAGAGCUGGAUCUGGACUCUGUGCAAGCGGCACUGCGCAACUUCCAGCAGGAGCUCAGAGACACCCAGAGAGAGAGGGAUGAGGCCCAGUCUCAGGUGCUGAAUCUGAGCAGGCAACUGACAGAUCUACAGGCUAAUCAGGAGAAGAGCAAUGCACGAAUCCAGCAGAUGAAGCGUACACUAAAAGAGCUGGAGCAGGGGAAACGUGAUUUGGCAGAGCGUUUAGAGAUGGCUCAGGCCUCACUUACAAUACAGGAGAAUGCAGUGCAGUGUGGAGACAGAGAGAGGAGGAUCAUGGGAGAGGAGCUGUCCAGGCUGAAGAGUAGCCUGCAAUCAGCCGAGGCAGGAACCAGAGCUCUACAGGAGAAGCUGGAGCGGGCCGAGGUGUCUGAGGCGAGUCUGGUUGAGGAGUGCAGGAAGCUGAAGGAGACCUGUAAGACCACGGAGGAACGAGCGUCCAGGUUUGAGAUCAACCAUCGUGCUCUAGAAGGGGAGCUGCAGCGCUCACGGCUCCACGCUGGAGAGCUGGAGACCGAGCGUGCCACCCUGCUGGAGAGAGUGACCAGUCUACGGAGGGAACUGGGGGAGAGCGAGCAGCACACGGCUCUGCUCAAGGUGGAGAGUGAGAGAGCAGCGACGGCUCUUGCCCGUGCUGAGCUUCAGGAGGCUCAGCUGCAUGAGAGGCUGCAGAACCUGACAGCAGCACUGAGUGAGAGUAACAGCAGCAGAGGAGCUGCACAGGAGCAGGCCGCUCAGCUUCAGAGCACUCUCUCUGCCAGCGAGCAUGAUCGCAGGACACUACAGGAGCAGCUGGACAAGGCUCGAGACACUCUUUUAGAUGCUAAGAAACAGAACCACAUCCUGAACGACAAGCUGCAGAACCUGCUGAGGACUCAGGAUGACUCAGAGCUCAGAAUCACAGAAAUGGACAAACACAUAUGCAGCCUGCAGGAGGCUCUGCGGCAGCAGGAACAGGAGAAGCAGGAGGCCCAGGGUGGCUGUGCAUUUCUGCGGAGGGAGAAAGGAGAGCUAGAGGAGCAGGUGAACACCCUACAGACCUCACUUCAGGGCCUGCAGGAGGACAAGACGCAGCUAGAGAAGGCUCUUACUCGCCUCGGCAAAGACAAAUCCUCCCUUAAACGCACCCUUGAGAAGGUGGAGCAGGAGCGACGGAGGCGGGAAGAGCAGGCACUGUGCGUUGGUCAUCAGAAGGAGCAGCUGGAGCAGACAGUAUGCAGUCUGGAACGGGAACUGAGUGAUAUGCAAGCAGAAACUAACACGCUAAAGUCCCAGCUUUCCCAUAUGGAGCAGGCUCAUGCGCAGCGCCUCCUGGAGGUAACAACUCGCCACAGACAGGAACUAGAGCUGGAGACAGGCCGUCUGCGUGGUGCCCAGCAGCAGGCAGAGCGGGCACUGGAAGCUCGAGAGAAAGCCCACCGCCAGAGAGUCCGUUGCCUUGAGGAACAGGUAUCCACACUAAAGGAGCAGCUGGAACAGGAGAUGCGCAGGAGACAGACCUACAUGAGCCAAAUGCUGAAGCCCGGGUCCUAAACAUGUGUGUGUGAGAUUUGGCCUGCUGUAUCUGAAUUCUAAGGCCAUGGAAUGGAGCGAAGCCCAUGUGUCAUCACACACUCCCUCUGCCGUCUCUCAUUAUGGAGCUGGGCCAACAUGGCUCGCAGUGGCUACUCAGACGGAUGUCCACAUAAUAAGCGGUUUUAACGGACGCACGCGAACACACACCCCCACACCCCCACACUCUUACUCAAAGAACAAGAAAUCACUCGCAGGACUGUUGGACUACAUGAGCACAAAUCCCCACAGUAAUCCUGAUUGACACCGUAAAAAAACCCAACAACAACAAACAAAGAGAUCACUGUUUCCCCAAAAUGCUCAGCAAGUGCCAAAUUGUUUUAAGGAUUUGCUCGGCAUGCGGCUGAGGCGUGUGUUAGUGUGCUCUGUGUGUCCCUGUUGGCCUGAUGAUGAUUGCUACAAUGUGAGGAUGGCAACCGCUAGGUUACCUCUUACACACACACACACACACACACAUUGUUCUUACUAUCCUUAUGAGGACCUUCCACUGACAAUUAUUAAUGUCUACACCUAAAUCUAACCCUAACCUUAACCUCAGUAAACAAAAAUAAACAUUUUUUCUGUUUUUUUUUUUUAAAUAUAAGCUGCAUUUUGUUUGUAAAAAACAAAACAAAAAAAAAAACAGUUUUGGGCAUGGGCACCAGUCAAAUGACCCCAAAAGGUCAAAAUUGUCAUAUAUUCCUAUCUUUGUGGGGACAUUUAGUUUCCACCAAGAUAUAAACGCAUACAAACACACAAAAACACACACACAAACACACACUCAAAAAAAAUAUUGUGCACUUUUAUGGACUUUGUCGUGCGUCACUUAUUUAAUAAGUUUAUUACAUGUAACGACAUCAAGCUUAAUGAUAAUGAGAUCCAAUGGUUUUCAUCUGUCAAUGUUUAGGUCACCUUUGAGGUCAGAAUCAAAGCGUAGCAUUCAUGACUACCUAGUGAAGCCAUUUAGAUUUUUUUGAUCAUAUUUAAUGUUAAUCAUUUUAAUGACUUAAUGUCAGUUGAUUUAAUAUCAUGAUGAUUUCAGCACUGUGUUAAUCCUCAAACAUGCUUGCUGAUCUUUUGUGAACAAUUAAGAAAAAUUUGCGUGUGUUUUUGUUUUUUUCCAGUUCCACUCCAUGAAAUGAUUUUUUAUGAGCCAAUAAACCCACAAUGAGUGAUGAAACAAUGA
This is a messenger RNA of Pangasianodon hypophthalmus (striped catfish), 7341 nucleotides long. RefSeq names its product ciliary rootlet coiled-coil, rootletin family member 2 (gene crocc2). The record is from RefSeq and is a predicted model, not a curated record. The transcript is spliced from 37 exons. Lineage: Eukaryota; Metazoa; Chordata; Actinopteri; Siluriformes; Pangasiidae. Bases 252 to 6137 code for a protein of 1961 amino acids.